UCGCAAAUUUCAGGUAAAUAACGCGAAAUACUUAUAGGACAUUUCUUAACCUCCGAACGUGGUGCGUACACGAUUUUACGCGUUCUGGUGUCCGGUAGGUACAAGUCAAUAUUGCCGUUCGCGCGGCCUUCAAUUCCGAAUGUUCACUUUCCGAGCACCAGCCACGUAAAAUUAUUUCACGACGUAAGGACAUAUGUUUUUGCUUUGCUAAUUGUUAAAAAAUUAAUUUUAAAAAAUACGUAAAUUAUUUUUAAAGUUUUAAAAUUUUUUAACAAUGGCUGUAUAAUAAGUAGCUAUUAUUGUUGUUAUAUUCAAUUUACAGCCAUUACAGUCUAUACGUCCAUAGUGAUGACUCAUUAUGUAGUUGAUGCACACGACAACAAAUCAAUUUUAUGCGUAUUUAAAAUAUAUCUUAUGUACUCCAAUAUGUAAUCAAUUAAUACGUCAGAUGCCAUAUCGACUAUCGAAUGAGUAGUAAAAUAAAAAUAACCAGGGGUAGGGACACCUGAACCACGGACACCAAUAACCCUUAAGUAUUAUUUACACUCUUAGCAAACAUUGUCGCAAAAAUCGUUGGUAUAGUACUUAGGGUAUAGCUUGUCAGGACAAAAAUUGGUCUAGGACAUCUUGUCUGCUGUACUUGUAAACAAGUAUAUAUAGCAACUGGCAACAAUUAUAAAACAAGACUAUACGUACAUACACACACAUCACAUUGCAAAUGUACUUCUAUUGUCUUGUCUAUUAUCACAGUUCAGAUCUCGAGUAAAUUUGAUGUAAUGUGUCCCUAUAGGUAUAUAGGUAUACAGAAGUAAGUAUACUCAUUCUAAAGUGGUAAACAUAAACAUAACAUACGUCACACAUACGUUAUCUGACGAUCAGUAUGUAUGUACACUCGCGCGCGCGCAAAACCACACAAACUACACAGUUACACACACACAGAAAGAGAGAGAGAGAGAGAGAUGUCCCAUGUCCCAGACCCCAGACCCGCGCUGUACUCAUACGGAGUACGGCUGAAAAUUAAAAAGUACGAGUUACUUAUUACUUACGCAAAUGAUGGGAUGAAUCAUCAAAAUUGCGGUCCCGGAAGAGGUACACGUGAUACAGACAGACAAUAUAAGUAGAUACAAUAUUCCGCACUAACGCGUGGUCAUACAAAAGAUAAGAAACUUCAGUGACAGGCAACUGUGUCAAGUGCACGAUGUGUUUGGAGACUCUCGUUGAGGUUUCAGGCUAUUUAAUGAAAUGGGCUAUUUUGGAUUGGUAGUUUUGAUCCUGGUGCUUGUAGUUACUGACAGCAGAGCAGAGUUUAGAGUAUCACCACACGAUUUAAGAGUAGUUAUCAAUGGCUCAAACUCAUUUUUGCUGUAUUCAACAGAAAAAAAUAGAACACAAGACAGCAAAGUGGUUUUUCAACCAGAGCAUGUUGAUCUAGCCAGAACCGAACCAGAUGGUUUCUUCAUAAAAAACGAUGAAUACAAUUGGACCAUCAAAGUUAUAGGACUCGAGCCCGGUCAUGUUCUAAUAAAUGUAAAUAUUUCAGAUGCUCAUCCAUCAGACAUCUCAGAAGCAUUUGUGCGGGUUACAGUGGAGAGGUCGGAAGCUUUGUACCAUAUCAGCUCAAUCGUCGGUUGGGUCUACUUCUUUGCAUGGAGCAUAAGUUUUUACCCUCAAAUAUGGAGCAAUUACAAAAGGAAAAGCGUCGUAGGGCUGAAUUUCGACUAUCUAUCUCUGAAUGUGGUUGGCUUUAUUAUGUACUCGUUGUUUAAUUGCGGAUUGUAUUGGAUACCAGAGAUAGAGCAACAAUACUUUAGCUCACAUGAAAAAGGUCUGAAUCCAGUUCAGCCAAAUGAUAUUUUUUUCUCGUUGCACGCGGUCGUUGCAACCCUAGUAACAGUAUUCCAGUGCUUUAUUUACGAGACAGGUAACCAGAAAUUGUCAGUGACAGCUCUGAUAAUUCAUGGCAUUUUUGUCAGUUUUGUCACAACGUCAUUGAUAUUCGCUCUGCUGCGUGCCCUUCAGUGGCUGGAGUUCCUUUAUUACUGCAGCUACGUCAAACUCGUGAUAACGCUAAUUAAAUAUAUACCUCAAGCAUUUUACAAUUAUAAAAGGAAAUCAACCAUUGGCUGGAGCAUAGGAAAUAUAUUUUUAGAUUUCACCGGUGGUGUAUUGUCCAUGCUUCAGAUGAUUUUGAAUGCCCACAACUAUGACGACUGGAAAAGCAUUUAUGGAGAUCCAACCAAAUUUGGCCUGGGAUUUUUUUCGGUUGCAUUUGAUGUAUUUUUUAUUGUCCAACACUAUGUGCUAUACAGAGACCGAAAUGACUACUCCAUCAUUCCAGGAAAUUGUCAAGAAAAUCGUGAAGAUGAAGCAUCCAGCUGUUAUGUAUGAUAGAAUGCCAUCUUGUUACAGUGUAAUUUUCAUC
Messenger RNA from Copidosoma floridanum, 2422 nucleotides. It is a transcript of the gene Ctns, whose product is annotated as lysosomal cystine transporter cystinosin. NCBI's taxonomy places the organism in Eukaryota, Metazoa, Arthropoda, Insecta, Hymenoptera, Encyrtidae. Gene Ontology annotation, cellular component: lysosomal membrane. The record is from RefSeq and is a predicted model, not a curated record. Gene Ontology annotation, biological process: L-cystine transport. Gene Ontology annotation, molecular function: L-cystine transmembrane transporter activity.